AUGUGCGACGACAUGGGUACCAACGGCAUGGACAACUCUUUCGAGUCUUUCGAGUUUCUUUCUGCUCCGUCGGGUGAUGCCGAUCUUUCCGCUGCCGACAACAGCGAGAAUUUGGCUUUUGUUGGCGACGGCGCCCUUUAUGCUGCCGACGACGGUUCUGUCCUCGACAACGGCCUUGGACAUGGCACCUUCCCAGCUGCAUUGGAAACCCAGCUCCCUAGGGAGAUGAUGAUGCAAACCGCGUCCCCCAAGUCUACACCCCUGUUCCCAUCGCCUUCCCACAGCGACAGCUCUAUUCUGCUGCCCCUGUCGCCCCCCGCCCACGGGUCGGUGGCGACUGGCUCUUCUUUCGCACCGGCGGUCCCUGGCCUUCAAGGAGAUCACCAGGACCCCCCCACCAAUGGCCUACAUGUGGUGCCUAGCGGCGUUUCCGAGGAUCCCUUCGCCGACAUUACUCUUGAGACCAUCAAUGCCUUCAAUGGCCCCUUCAAUCCGAUCUUCGAUACCCAUCGUAUCCUCACCACUCCUAUGGCACCCUUCGGUGUUCCCCAAGCCUCGGUCAUCAUGCCUACCAGAAACACCCAGCAGGCAGCACCGCCCAUGAUGGACUGGACCAAUUAUCCUUACGAGCCUACCGCAGACCACAUGAUGCUCCCUGCUGCUAUGCCUGUGGACCUUAUGGCUUACAUCAGCCCCUUCCAUGUACCCCCCGCUGCCGCGGCUACUUUCGGUCUCGACGAUUCCAGCAUUGUGUCCGCUUCUCUAGGUGAUCUCGCUUAUCAGUGCAUGGUCCCUCGACAAAUGCCUGUCACAAAUGAUAUCUACCAAACACCCACAGGCGCUCAGGCUCUCAACCCUGACAUCACCCAGCAGACCAACCAUCACAUCUCCGCCGCCCCUCAGCCCGUUCCGCCUUUUGUCCCCUCUUCCCAUGUUCUUGGGAACGAUGACUCGUCUCCCACCCUCAACAGCUCUGCUACUCAGCCGGCUGCCAAGAAUACCGCCUCCAAGCGCAGGCGACAGUCUGCGGACGAGGGCGACAAAGGCUCCAGUCUCCAAGUGACCGACGAGGAUGGUGAGACUACCGCGUGCAUUAUCAAGAAUGGAAAGAAGAUCAAAGUCCAAUUGGAGGAUGGAGAGGUAGUGCAGGAGGUCCAGCGAGUCUGGAUUGGGUGCAAUGAAUGCAGGCGUACAAGGAGAAAGUGUAACGGUCUUCACGUCGACAGGAAGGAGCCUUGCGACCGCUGCAUCGAGGGCGGCAUUCCUUGUGUCUACUCGGACAAGGAGCGUGUACACGCUUCAAAGGGCAAGAAGAAGUCGCCUGAGGAGGCUGCGGCUUGCAGAGCCAAGAAGGAGGCCCAGAAGAUCGAAGACGCUAGGUUGUUGGGUGAAGGAAAGUCCCCCAAGAGGAAGACUAAAGCUCGGAUGGUGAUCAGGUCUUCUCCUACCAAGUCCAAGAGCGCAUCAAAGAAGGGGAAGGAGAGGGAGAUCGAAGCCGACACUACCUCUGCUUCAUCCUCUGACUUCAGCUCUCCUCCUGCCUCUUCGUUCGAUGAAGGAUCGCACUUCUCGUCUGGUGACUAG
This is a messenger RNA of Cryptococcus amylolentus CBS 6039, 1584 nucleotides long. RefSeq lists its product as hypothetical. The transcript has 7 exons. The record is from RefSeq and is a predicted model, not a curated record. Gene Ontology annotation, molecular function: zinc ion binding; DNA-binding transcription factor activity, RNA polymerase II-specific. Gene Ontology annotation, biological process: regulation of DNA-templated transcription. NCBI's taxonomy places the organism in Eukaryota, Fungi, Basidiomycota, Tremellomycetes, Tremellales, Cryptococcaceae. Bases 1 to 1584 code for a protein of 527 amino acids.